Molecule: messenger RNA, 876 nt
Organism: Salmo salar (Atlantic salmon)
Lineage: Eukaryota; Metazoa; Chordata; Actinopteri; Salmoniformes; Salmonidae
Gene: bub1b
Product: Mitotic checkpoint serine/threonine-protein kinase BUB1 beta
Biological process (GO): mitotic spindle assembly checkpoint signaling; meiotic sister chromatid cohesion, centromeric
Cellular component (GO): nucleus
Molecular function (GO): protein kinase activity
Source: RefSeq, marked provisional
ACCUAGUGAAAUCAAUCGUUUUUACAUUUGGCUAUUUAAUUAUUUAAUUUACUCCACUUAUUAGCAUGGAUAGAGCAGCUGGCUAUGGAAUGGGUAAGCUAGUUUGAUGGACAGAUACUGUAAGUGCAAGCGAUAGAUGCAACGGACAGUUCGCGGGUGAGGAGAGAGGGUGGACAUGGAGGGAGCUUGGCUUAAAAUACAGAACAUCAUGAUGUGGAUUGGAAUGUGUUUAGGCUAUUACUAGCAUCAUCAUUUCACUGAAUUAUAGACUAGACAUUAGGAAUAUUUUUGGAACAAAAAACAACAUUAACCGGUUCUCAAGAUUUGAAAAGAACGUUUGUUUCAUUUCCUCAAUGUUAUUUUUUGGGUUCUGUUCCAACCCCUGCCGUUCAAUAUACUGUACAUUACUAGUGGGUAAAGCACAGACAUUGACUUGCAUGCUAUCACUACCCACCUGUUUGCAUCAAUACAGAACUCUGAACAAUUGACCCAUCUUGGGUUGUGUUGUAGGCCCAGAACAGCAUGGAGCCCCUGGAAAUGUUCAGCUACAUGCAGGCCAACGGCAUCGGACUCACUCGAGCUGACCUUUACAUUACCUGGGCGGAGGAGUUCGAGAAGCACGGCAACUUCCAGAAGGCAGACGCCAUCUUCCAAGAGGGACUUAAGUGCAGAGCCCAGCCCAUGGAUAAACUUCAGCAAUAUCACAAGUGUGUGCUCCUUGUCUCUGUCCAUUCCUUGUUAGCUGUCCAAUGUCUGCCUCUGUCUACGUCAUAUACGGAAGGGAGUAGGCUGUAAACAACAUGCCACAUCAUUCAUUACAAAUAAGCCAUAGUAUUUAGAUUUUCAUUUGUACUGAACAGUAUGUACUAUUAGUUC